AUGACGCGUGUGCAGCACGCACAGGCCUCGAAGCGGCGCUCAACGCAACAGCAGCAGGAGUUCGUUGGCUUCGUGGAUGAGCUGCUCCUGCUGCGCCAUGGGGAGCGGCUGGACCAUGUGGAUCGGGCAUGGAGGGCCACCUCGCUGCUUCCAGAGGCCGAUCCCCCACUCUCUGCUGCCGGUCGACGGCAGGCCCUUGAGACGGGGCUCAUGUUUUUGCAGAAGCGAAAGCACAGGAAGGUGCGGCAGCGGGCGUUGGGGAUGCUUUCGCUGCUGCUUAUCUCCCCCUUUCACCGCUGCAUUGAGACCGCCCUCAUUGUGAACAUCGUUGGCUUCGAUGGUAAGCUUGCCAUGUUUAUCGAUCCCCUGUUGUCCGAGUGGCACUCUACAAAGUUGUUCUCCCGUCCACCGAGGUUGGGUGGUAGCUACAAGCUCACCAGAGAAAUGAUCACCUUCCGGCCACAGUGGGAGGCGUUGGGUUCAUCUUUGUGGACAUUUUUUCGUUCCGCUGGGAAUGGCACGGAGUACGGCAUUGAUGAUGUUAUGACCACGCGAUGGCUCUCUGUACUUGAAACACAGUACGCACAGAAUCCUUCCUUUCUUGUAUGGACCUCCGUGUUAAUGCAGGAGUCGUUGCGUCGGAAUUUGCACUCGGAGAGUGGUGUGGUGCAGCGCGUUUUGGGCGGCACCAGUCGCAGUGACCUCAGUGGUAUCAACUACCCAGAGAACACGAAACACAUGCUGCGUCGAGUCGGGGAGGCUGUGGAACUGCGUUUUGACGCCAAUGCAGGGGAGACUGCUGGCGUGCCCGCGUGUGUCAAGGCGGCCGAAGAGCAGGAGGCGAAAUAUCUCCCUCGCCGAUUCACACAUCGACCAAGGAUGGCGUCAGCAGGAGGAGCGACAAGUGAAGAACGUGCGGUGCUUUUGCCCCCCGCCCGUAUUAUGAUGGUGACACAUGCGGAGGUGGUGGCCAUGGCACUGAAGCAUUGCUGCCCCAAGCACCACAGCCUGGACAGCCGGUUUUCUGUUCCGUACUGCAGUCUCACGUCUCUGUCGCGCGUGAAUGAUUACUACUGCGCCCUCGACGACGGGGCACCGGAUGCGCGGGGGCCUCGAAGGGCAUCCGAGAAGUCCUGGUGUGUGGGGACGGUGGGGUCAACUGCACAUCUGCAGACAACCAUUCUCCUCCGUUAG
Molecule: messenger RNA, 1194 nt
Organism: Trypanosoma cruzi
Lineage: Eukaryota; Euglenozoa; Kinetoplastea; Trypanosomatida; Trypanosomatidae
Exons: 1
Coding region: 1-1194 (397 amino acids)
Source: RefSeq, a predicted model, not a curated record